CGUCCUUGAAUUCCCAUUACCACAUUCUCCAAAGUCCAAAGUCCAAAGUCGUUAGAAGCAAAUUUCUAGUUUAGAAAGAGAGAGAGAGAGAAGGAGACAAUUCACAAACACGUACCUGCGCGUACCGAGCUGUUAAAUAAAAGGAUCCUAUUCAUACCCCUUCUCCAAUCAAAGCCAAUAUCAUUCCCUUCUAUUAUCAGGAAAAUGUCUGCAGCAGGGGGAGAUACUAUUAGCCGACCCAGAUCAGUUGUGAAGAAGAUCUUAGCCAAGCCUCAACAUGAUGGAGAUGGAGCUCUUGUUAGAAGAAGCAUUGGAAGGAUGGAAUUGAGUUCUUUGGAUCCUUUCCUCAUGUUGGAUGAGUUCUUUGUUACUGCUCCUGCUGGAUUCCCAGACCAUCCUCAUAGAGGUUUUGAGACAGUGACUUACAUGUUGGAGGGAGCUUUCACUCAUCAGGAUUUUGAUGGACACAAAGGCACAAUAAGAACUGGUGACUUACAGUGGAUGACUGCCGGUCGCGGGAUAAUCCACUCAGAAAUGCCUGCAGGAUCAGGAACUCAAAGGGGCUUGCAGCUUUGGAUCAAUUUGUCAUCCAAUGACAAAAUGAUUGAGCCCAACUAUCAAGAGUUGAGAAAAGAGGACAUUAAGAUAGCAGAAGAAGAUGGGGUUGAAGUUCGAGUUAUUGCAGGAGAAGCAAUGGGAGUCCGCUCUCCAGUAUAUACCCGAACACCGGCAAUGUACCUUGAUUUCACCCUGAAACCAGGAGCAGAAUGGCAUCAAAGUAUCCCAGAGUCUUGGACUUCUUUUGUGUAUGUGAUUGAAGGGGAGGGUGUAUUUGGGUCCUCAAAUUCAUCACCAGCACCAGCUCACCAUGUCCUGGUCUUGGGUUCAGGGGAUGGACUGUGCGUGUGGAACAAUUCUUCCAAUGCACUCAGAUUUGUGCUCAUCGGCGGGCAGCCUCUUAACGAACCCAUCGUUCAGUAUGGACCCUUUGUGAUGAAUACACAAGACGAGAUUGAUCAGGCCAUCGAUGAUUAUCACCAUUUCCGGAAUGGAUUUGAAAAGGCUAAGUAUUGGAAAUCUCAAUAAGUCUAGGUUCAAAUGGCUUUGAACUGAAAGCCAGAGCAUAUCUAUUAUCCAUAAAUGAUAUAUCCACCCAAAAAAGCUAAAGUGGUAGUUAUAUCUUUAUAUGUAUCUCAACUGCUAUUAUAUGGGAAGUCAAGACAGUAAGAUAGAACUCAAAAAGUUCAUGGGAAAGAAAAUGAUUCUAGAAGCUUUAUGGUGCAGAUUUAAAAAAUAGGAGUACUGCUACUGAAAUCAUGAUGAGUCAGCCCACUUUUGAGUUAAAUUUCAGCUGGAUUUUCCUUAUGUUUCCUCAUUUUUGUUCUUGAAAUUAAAUGAAUAUUUUUGUUAAUCUC
Messenger RNA from Macadamia integrifolia, 1415 nucleotides. RefSeq names its product pirin-like protein. The coding region runs from base 205 to 1086 and encodes 293 amino acids. The transcript is spliced from 7 exons. The record is from RefSeq and is a predicted model, not a curated record. NCBI's taxonomy places the organism in Eukaryota, Viridiplantae, Streptophyta, Magnoliopsida, Proteales, Proteaceae.